AUGUUAUUUCAAUUGUCAAAACUUUCUUUACUCAUAAAAUAUAUCAACUCUAUUAAAAGCAAUAAUUGUCAAAUUUUCAUACGAAGGUUUCUUUCUAACAGUCAGCCACUAAAUUCUCACAUAGGUCGUAAAAUUAUUAGAUAUCCUCAUAAUGUUAAAAUUACUCAUGACCCAACACCAAUUACUCAGCCACGUGUUAAAGCUGAUAUGUUCUCUACGACAUUAACGAUAUCGGGACCAUUGGGUACACAUUCUAUGCCUAUUAAACCAUAUGUUGGAAUCAAAUUUAUCAAAUCAGAUUUAUUAUAUAUACCUCCUAAAGAUAGAAAACCUCCUACACAUAAUAUUGACGAUGAUGAUUUCAUUGAUGAAAGUGAUUUUGACAAAAAAUUGGCGAUAUCUGUUGAAGAUCCUAAAAUAAAAGAGCAAAGAGCAAUGUGGGGUACAACAAGAUCUUUGAUUGCAAACUAUGUUAUUGGAGUUUCCGAAGGAUAUAAUGUUUUAUUGAGAUUUGUAGGUGUAGGAUAUAGGGCAAGUUUAGAAGAAAAUCCUAAAUCAAAAGAUAGUCCCAAACAAUUACAUAUUAGGGUUGGUUUCUCUCAUCCGGUUAUAUUGGAAAUUCCUCUCAAUAUUCGUUGUCGUUUACCCAGCCCUACGAAAAUUGUUUUGACUGGCACUGACAAACAAGCUGUAACAUUAUUUGCAUCACAAAUCAGAUCGUAUAGAAAACCAGAACCUUAUAAUCAAAAGGGUAUUUUCGUUAAUGAUGAAACAAUCAAAAAGAAGAGUAGUAAAAGGAAAUAA
Diversispora eburnea is the source of this 804-nucleotide messenger RNA. NCBI's taxonomy places the organism in Eukaryota, Fungi, Glomeromycota, Glomeromycetes, Diversisporales, Diversisporaceae. The record is from the annotation of a GenBank genome assembly.